Angiostrongylus costaricensis is the source of this 750-nucleotide messenger RNA. NCBI's taxonomy places the organism in Eukaryota, Metazoa, Nematoda, Chromadorea, Rhabditida, Metastrongylidae. The record is from the annotation of a GenBank genome assembly.
AUGAAUGAUGUCACGAAUUUGUACAAAGCAUAUCGAGAUGAAAUAGAAUGCCAAGUGGAACGAUUUGCUGGAAGCAGUUGGGAUUUCACGACAGCAACAGCAAAAAAGAUCGAGGAAGAACUAGCAUCUACGAGUACUGCAUCAGAGAUAACAACUGAGUCGGUUAUCAAUGUGAUGUCAGACACGGCAGAUGUCGAAACGCCAAAGAACGUUGUUGUUCAAGUGUUCGCAUGGGCUACUGUGACUGUUACAGCUUCAAUGAUAGGCACCUUCAUGGGUUAUACUGUGCUUUCACCAAUUCUAAUAUCUAAUAUGGAAAAACACAGUGCAUUCAUAUUGGCUUACGUUGUUUUACCUCUUAUCGCCACACUCGUUAUGCGAAUGUACGACCACGAUCCACGAUACUGUGGUCCACACGUGGAUGCCGAGGUUCGUUAUAUAUCGAUGACAUUCGCCGUACUACAAGGAUAUAUGCCGAUCUGUGCAGGUAAAAAUCGUCUUGCACUUCUAUCAACAUCGUUGAACUUUGCAAUGGCAAUGAACAUCGCUUUCGGCGCGAUUAUGAAUUGGUUGACUCUUGCGUACUACAUGCUAUCAUUUUGCUAUGUGCUGGGAUCAUGGAUCACAUUGCAGUUGGCAUUUCUCAACAUUCGAAAAAACAAUUUAAUACACGUACAUCAACACUUGCUCGUGUCGAUUCUCAUUGGUGUCAAAGGAACUUUCUUUCUUCUCUUUGGAUCAUAUGCGUGA